Messenger RNA from Bactrocera neohumeralis, 21112 nucleotides. It is a transcript of the gene mub, whose product is annotated as poly(rC)-binding protein 3. Gene Ontology annotation, biological process: regulation of gene expression; regulation of RNA metabolic process. The coding region runs from base 973 to 2046 and encodes 357 amino acids. Gene Ontology annotation, cellular component: cytoplasm; nucleus. Gene Ontology annotation, molecular function: mRNA binding. Lineage: Eukaryota; Metazoa; Arthropoda; Insecta; Diptera; Tephritidae. The transcript is spliced from 12 exons. The record is from RefSeq and is a predicted model, not a curated record.
UUGGAUUCUUAUUGAGAUUUGUGUGCACUAUUUUUCACGUCUGACGCCGUUUGAGGAAUACACAUAAAGCAAAAUUAAUAAAGCAGUGUAACAGCAGCGAGCGGAAAACCAAACGAAAGGAGUUGUAAACGCAGCAUAAAAACAAAAGCUCUCGAUUUAGCCAUUUGAAUAGCAAAUUUAUGCAACUUGCAAACUUCUCUUUGAACUUUUGGAAUAUUUUCGAUUUUUGAAGCAUUUCUCUGCGUUCCUCACGGUCGCGCGCUCCAAGCACUCGUAGACGUCGUGGUUGCCGCUGUGUGCAUUGUAUGAAUUGAUGCGCACUCAACCUCAGCAACUCAAUACAAACAAAAACAACACAGCGUUGUAUUUUUCAGCUCAUUUUGUUCCGACUGCAAGCGGAGUCAGUCGGCGGUCGUGGUUGUAGUAGGCGACAACAGCAGCAGCAAUCGCACAGAGCGCGUCGUGGGCAAUAAAAGUGUGACUUCAGCAGCAACAACACACAGCAACAACAGCAGCAAGUUCAAAUAACCGAAAUAAAUAAGAGCAAAAGUAUUCACAUAAAAUUACAGAAAGUACAUUAAAAGUUUAGUAAAAGCUAAAGUGUAGUGCAGAAAAUACAGAAAAAAAACAAAAAAAAAAUACAACAAAUAAGCAAAAGGUAUAGUAACCAACAACAAAAGGUUGUUAAAAUUAAGAAAUCAGCGCAAGUAACUAACUUAAAAAGCGGAUAUCUCAAUAAAAUCACACACACACACAAAGCGCCCUCAACCUCCGCUAAAGAAAAGCUUGUAGCAGCCAUAUGUGUGUGUGAGUGUUGCAGUGAAAUUCGCUAGUGUGUUUGCAGCGAGCGAAAUUGAGUGAAGAAACGUAAAAAAAAACAUAGUAAAUCAUAGCAAAAUUACAACCGCAAAUACCGCAGCAAGAAGGUAACCAACAAUAAUAACAACUACAAAAAUAACAGCAACAACAAAUAUGGAAGACAAUAACACAAGUACGCCAAUGAAAACCGACGAAUCAGUCACAUUAACAAUAAGGCUGAUAAUGCAAGGCAAGGAAGUCGGCAGCAUUAUUGGCAAAAAGGGCGAGAUUGUGAACAGAUUUCGUGAGGAGUCUGGCGCAAAGAUCAACAUCUCGGACGGUUCAUGCCCGGAGCGCAUUGUCACUGUGUCGGGCACGACCAGCGCGAUCUUCUCGGCAUUCACGCUCAUCACAAAGAAGUUUGAAGAGUGGUGCUCACAGUUCAGUGAUGUUGGCAAGGUUGGCAAAACUCAAAUACCAAUACGUUUAAUUGUGCCCGCCAGUCAAUGUGGAUCGUUAAUUGGAAAAAGUGGUUCAAAAAUCAAGGAGAUACGUCAAUCCACUGGCUGUUCGAUUCAAGUUGCCAGCGAAAUGUUGCCAAAUUCAACAGAGCGUGCCGUUACUUUGAGCGGCACUGCCGAGCAAAUAACCCAAUGCAUCUAUCAGAUUUGUCUCGUUAUGCUGGAGUCACCACCAAGGGGCGCCACCAUACCGUAUCGGCCAAAACCGCAAGUAUCUGGACCAGUCAUUUUGGCAAACGGGCAAGCCUAUACCAUACAAGGCAACUAUGCUGUACCCGCACAAGAGGUGGCAAAGAAUCCAUUAGCUAGCUUGGCAGCGUUGGGUUUGGCUGGCAUAACACCCACCAAUACCGGUGGACUGAAUCCCACAGCAGCUUUGGCCGCCUUAGCCGGCUCGCAGCUACGUACAGCCAAUACAAGUCGUACACAACAACAACAGCAUGAAAUGACCGUCUCUAAUGACUUGAUCGGCUGCAUUAUCGGCAAGGGUGGCACAAAAAUUGCCGAAAUACGUCAAAUUUCCGGUGCAAUGAUACGCAUUUCGAAUUGUGAGGAACGCGAGGGCGGCAAUACCGAUCGUACAAUCACGAUUAGCGGCAAUCCAGAUUCGGUGGCAUUGGCUCAAUACUUAAUCAACAUGAGAAUAUCAAUGGAAACAGCUGGUCUGCCCAUACCCGGUUAUCACUACAUUGCACCGAAUGCAAUUGUCAAAACGCCAAUACAUUAAAUCGCCAAAUAAUGCAAAAACAAUAACAAACAAACACAACAACAACGUGAGAGGAACGUAAAAAUGCGUUUGCGCGCUCCAACAACUCCAACAAAGUAAAGCAAAACGCAUGAAGGGAGAUAAAAAUAAUUGCAGUUGGAGUGCAAAGAGAGAGCAUGAGAGUUGAAAAGUCAUUGUCAACAAAGAGGAGCUGUGCAAAAUAGAGCAAAGGCAAAGCGAGGAAUAAUUGCAAGAAUAGAGGCCGCCGCGCAGUUUAAUUUAUAAUAAAUAAAAGAACAACAACAAACACAGUAACAACAAAAAAUGGCAACCAAUAAGCAAUAAAUAAUAAGUAUAAAAAUAAAAAUAUUAAAAACAACUUUAGUUGAAGGGAGAUUGCAAGAAGAAACAAAAACAUAAGAAAAAAUUAAAACAAAUAUUUAAUUUAACAUUUUGUAUGUAGUAAAUAUGUCUGGUUUCACACACACACACAUGCCGUACUUGAAAUAAGCAAUGUAAAGUUUUCAAUGCAAAAAUGAGGUAUACGAAAACAAUAUUAAUACAUUUUUUUGUUGUACACAAAUUCAAUGUAAUUUUGUGCUGUUUUUCAUAUCAAGAAAAAUAAUGAAGUAGCAAAAUAGACUUACAUAUGUACUACUUGAGCACACACAUGCAUACAUACAUAUAAACACACAUAUACAAACAAACAAACUUUAGCACUUUGUAGUCGUAGUGAACGCCAAAAAACAGGAAAAAAGAGAGGUUUUAAAAUGCGCUUGGCGCGAAAUCUGUAAUAAUUAAAAAAAAGGUUAAUGAAAAAUCAUUUGAGCAUAAUAUGUAUGUAAUAAUACAGCAAACCGUUAAUAAUAUUUAAAAAAUUUAAUUUUACAUACAUAAUUUUUUGUUCUGAAGAACUAAGAUUUAAAAUAUUCACAUUCUAUGUAAUUUAUUGUUUUAGAAAACCAAUAUUUUGUGUAUCCAAAAUCAACGUCUAAAAGCAGUACAACAACACACACACAUGUGUUAUAAAUGCAUAUGUAAAGCAAAAAAAAAAACAACAAAAAAUUUAAUUUUUUUCGAAAACUGUGUAAUAUCACAUUCAUAGCGUAAAAGAAAUUGCUGCUGCUAAAAUAUCAUAUCUUCAUGGGACAAAUCUCUGCAUAUUCUACAAUAUAUUAUACAAACAACAAUAAAAACAACAAAUGCAGGCAAAAAAUAACCAAAAUGUGCAAAAUAUACACAAAUACAUACAUAUGAAUGCAAAGCAAAGGCAAUAACGGUAAAGAAAACGUAUCAUAAUUACUUAGACACACACGAGAUCAAACAAAUAAACACACAUAUUUCUAAUAUUAAGCUAUUUACUAAUUUACCACACAUUUUUCAAGCAAACUUACAUACAUACAUACACACAAAAAUAAAAUGCAAAUACAAUAAAAUAAAUACAAAGAAGAAGCGGCAGAAGCAUAGAAAAACAACGCUGCAACGUUCGUAGCGACAUCUAUGAACUAUAAACAUUUCAAAACCUAACAUAUCCGCUAAAAUAAAAAAGCAAAAACAAAAUGGAUGCGUGGCAAUAAAUAAAUAUAUAAAAUAAUGCAGGCAUAAAGCAAGAGGCGAAAAGAAGCAAAUGAAGUUAAUAAACAAAAAACAAAAAAUGUAGUUAAAGCAUAGUAAACAAUUAAUGAUAAUUAAAUAAGUAAAGCAACAUUAGUUGAAAUUGCAUACAUACAUACAAUACAUACAUAAAUUUAUGUUAUUACCCUAAAACACUAAUUAUUUUGCUUUUGUUGUAGUUUUGUGUACUUUGCGCCCUGUUCACUAGAUGUAACUAUUUUCUAAUUGUUGCCGCUUAAAUAAAUAAAUGUAAUGUUUCCAAAUUGUUAGUUAUACUCUAUACAUAUUUACACACUACUUUUUUGCUUCCUUUCGUUUUUGUUUAAAAAAAUUGAAGUGCUUAAUAUUGGGUCAAAAGUGGUUAGAUUUUCUAAAAAUUGUGAAAGCUGCGCGAACGUUGUCGAUUGAUUAAGGCGCCAAAAAAAGACUAAGCAACAUUUUUUCUGCGUAUUUUUAAUAUGUAGCAACGCUACUGCGCAAAUGAAGUCAUGCGUUUUUAAGAGCUUUCAUAUACAUAUGUAUGUAUGUAUCAGAAAAUAUUUUUUUCUUUUACACAAAUAAGCUUUUCUUAUGAGAUGACGUAUACUUCAAUGUAUACACAGAAUCGCUCCAAAUCAAAAAUUUCAUUGAAUCACAAGCUUCGCAAACGUCUGAGCUUUCGCUUUUUCACAAUUUCUCGCUGACAGAAAUUUCGAAACAGUUAAAAGUAACAUACAGCCGCAAACAGUUUAAAACUGGAUUUGCGUUAAGCUUUGAUUAUUGAAGCUUUCACUCGAUGAAAGCUCUUUGACAAUUUCUGAUAUCCGAAAUUUUUAAACAGUUGCAAGUAGCAUAGAUAGCGAGAAACCGCUUGAAAUUGUAUUUUUAACAUUUGAUGAAAGCUCCUUGACAAAGAGUUGUUAUAUAACAUCUGCAUCAUAACACUAAGGCAGUAGUAUAAACUGGGAUUAUGAAAGCUUGCAUUUGAUGAAAGCUCCUUUGACAAAAAAGUGAUUUGUUAUCUAAAAACUGUGUGAAAAGACUAGUGUACUGAAAUUUCGUCAGUUGACCCAAUAUUUAGCACAACUUUUUGUUUAAUCUUUUUUCGUUCUUUUAACUCUACAAUUUCAUAAUCUACUUACUCGUUUAGCAAAGAAAUCUCAUUUGUUUAAGAAAUAAAUAGCAAAGCUAUGCUUUUAAAAUAUUUUAAAAUACACAAAAUCUAACUAAUAUUAACGAAUAAUUUUAUUUUUUAAUUGUUUUAACUUUGCAAUUUAUUUUUACUGUUUUCUUUUUGCGUUUGACUUAGUUAACCAUUUAUUUUAUGCAUUUCUUGCAAUACUUUUUAUUUAUACAUGUUUCUCAAGUCAUAUUUGCGUAAAUUUUAAAUAAAAUUUAAAUAAAUCGAGCAGAAAAUAAAUAAAUAAAAAACAUUUACACAGAUUAGCCAAUGCUUAACAAGCUUCCAAAAUUACAUAGAAAUAUAAUUUAUUAACAUUAUUAUUAUUAUCAUAAUUAUAAUUAUACAUAAUAAUUAAGCAUUGUGGAAAAAACACGAGUUGCAUAAGUAGAUGAUGGAAGCAAAAUGCUAAAUGCGAAAUGCGCCAAAUAAACGGCAAAGACACAAAAGACUUUUUUUUAAUAAUUUUACUUUAUAUACAAAUUAUUUUAAAACAAAUUUUAUUUCAUUUAUUGAAAAAGCGAGGAAGAAAACAAAAAAAACAAUUAUUUAAACGUUUAUAACGUUUUAGUUUUAGUCAAAAAUUUUACGAUAUACAUACAUACAUAUAAAUUUAUUAUAAAUAUUUUUCGUUUUGGAAAAAUCAAAAUUUUAUUGGCAUAGAAAAUUGUUUGUAUUAGCAAUUAAUAAAUAUAUAUAUAUAUAUAUAUAUAUAUAAAUACAUACAUGUAGUUGCAUGUAUGUAUGUGUAAACAAUACAAUAUUAUUCAUUUAUAUUUUCGCAUGCGUCGACUUUUUGUUGCUGGAAUUUUCGAGCAUAUAUAGUUUACAUACAAUACAUACACAUAUAGAAUUCAUAUUUAAUAAUAUCUAAAUAAUAAUAAAAAGCGAAAAAUAUUCUCGUACUGCAAAUUUAAAAAAAAUAGUGGCGUCUUUUUCUUUUAGUUUUAAUAAUUUCUUACAAUUAUUUGUGUUAUAUUUUAUUCUUACAUUUGCCUAUUUGUGGAUGCGGGACAUGGACAUUAUUAAAAUUAUAUUAUCAAAAAGAAAUAUAUACAUAAAUGUAUUAGUUUGAGUUUUAGUGCGAAUAAAGCCGGUGAGUGGAAGUUUAACUUCGGAAACAAGUCUUACAGCAUAACUGAGAUGUACAUAUACUAGCAUGUGGAAAUAUGAGAACUUGCUAAGAACCAUAGACUUCAAAACACAAUUGAUUUAAUAUUGACAAUUUUCUCAAGUUAUGGUGGCCAGAUUGGCGCAAAAUGAUAUUUUCUGGGCAAAAAGAAUUACAUCAGUAUUCUACAACUUAGCGCUGAUUUUAUAACAGUAUUACUUUGGUUAGUUAGUGAGAUUAAUGAUAAUUUUCUCUCCUAAAAAUAAUAUUUCAACUGCACUCACCGAAAAAAUACCGACUUUAAGCGAUUUUUUGAACUCUAUGACGCUCCAAAGGCACUACCAGUUACACAAUGAACUUAAUAGGCGUUAGUCGUAACGGUAUAUUUUCUAAUACCACUUUCUAGCUAUGAAAUUUCGUAUAAAAAAUCUACGUUAUUUAGGCAGUUUCAGCAAUAUAUAGCCAUAAGUAAAAAUAAAGAAAGCAAGUUAAAUUUUCAAGUAAGUAUUAAAGGCCCCCCUGUUGUCGUCCCUUUCACAUUUUUAAUGUGCGUAUUUUUUAUUUUUUCAAAAUGUAAUUUUAUAAUUUUUUUUUUUUAUUCAAAAUAUUCUUCCUACAAAAAUAUAAUUACACACUUUUAUUUAGCCCUACACAUAACUACAUCUAAUUUAUCAUUAAUUUUUUAAAACCAAAAUAUAUAACCAUUUGUUAACCCAAACAUAUCUUUGAACAUAUUACAUACAUAUGUAUAAAAUAAAUUAUCAGACAUAUUAAAUACAUACAUAUGAAAAUAUUGUGCAAUAAAUGCAUAUUUAAGUGAAACAUAUCGCAAAUACAUAAGUGAAAGAAUUAUACAUACAUACAAACAUAAUUUACGCAAAACAUGCAAACAAGUACAUACUAUAAAUUGAAAAAUAGUGCUAUAACCUAAAAUACUAUAUAACAUACAAGCACAAAUACCAAACAUAAAAACUAUUAAAAAUGAAAACACCAAAUAAAUUUUCAACGCAUAUACAGUGCGACAAACAUACAAAACAGGACAUUCAGGUUGCUCUCGAGCAAAAGUUGAUUACCAUAAAAUAUAACUAAUACAUAAAAUACAUAGAAGCGAUGAAUGGCAAAAAGGCAGGCGGAAAAUGUGGAAAAUACCUAGAAGAAUAUGGAUCAAGGAAGCAGUAGUUAUGAUAUUGCAACACUGAGUUGCUAUAUUAAAUAUUAUUUAUUGAAAAGAUCAUUGAAAAGUACUAUAAAUGUAUAGAUCACUCCAUUCAAAUUUUACAUUCAAGCGUUUUUUUCGUACAAAAUAUUUUUUUUUUUGCAAAUGCAAAAUAUGAUUAUUUCUAACAUUUUUACACACAAUUGCGACUAGUUUCUGGACUAUACGUUUAAUGGAUGUUUAAUGAAAAUAUUUAGCAUAUAGAAGUAGCUACAAAAAUGCAUAGAAAAGCAAUUUUAUCCACAGCCUAUUUAUGCACAACGUUAACACAAACUUCAUAGUAGACCACAUACAAAGGAAAGUACAGCGCAGCUAUUUGUCUUAUACAUAGUAGUUCACCAUAUGCUUAAGCAAAGAAGGCAUAAUGGGCACGCGGAUGAACGCGUUUAGCAAUACAACGUCGUCGGAAGAAGACAUUUCUGCGCACAAAGCGAAAUAAGGGAAGCGUGUGUGUUUUCUUUUUCUUCAAAACCAAAAAGAAAAUUAAUAAACUGAUAAAAUGUAAACCAACAACAAUCACUUUAAGCAUUCAAAAACAAAAAAAAAGAUAAAAUUUAUGAAAUAUGGACGAGAAAUUAUUGUACUAAAUAUUAAAAAAAAUUUAAAUUAUAUUAAAUGAAGUAAUAAAUUAAAACCAAAUAGUAAAUAAAUAUUAUUGGCAAAAAGGAAUUGAGCAUACAAAAAUAUUAUUAAAAAUAACAAAAAAAAUUAUAUAAAUAUAUGAAUGAAUUUGUAGCGAUAUUUUUUUUUUCUAAAUGUAAAAGAAAUAUUAAAUGAAAUUAAAACAGUUUUUUAGCGCUUAAGCUUUACUAGUAUUUAUAUAUUAAACACGUAAUUUACACAUUAUACAGAUCGAAGAGAUCUGAGAAUUAAAUGUGUGGCAAAAAUAGGAAAGUAAAAAUUAAAUUUACAAGCAAUUUGUCUUAAUGAUUCGUGUGUGUUGGCGGCAGACGAAGAUACACAAAAAUAUACACACCGACACAAAAAAUUGGAAAGUAUUACAUAUGAAAGGUGUUUAAAACCGUAAUUGUACUUUUUAAUGUAUAGUAUACUAUGUGUGUAAAUGAAUUUUCUCACUGAGCGAAAUAACUCUACAGCAACACUAACACAGUUUUUCAUUUGAUAAAACAAAACGAUAGCAGCUAGUAAAAUUGUGCAGAGUUUUUUGUUCUAGAUUUUGAAGAGCUUUAACUAGAAUUCUGCUGAUUUUGCUUACUUAAGAGCAUGCUUAACCUCACAUUUAUAUACGUUUUUCAUAAUCAAAGUGAUUACUUUAGUCAACAAUUAAAUUUUUUUAAGAAAGAAUUUUCAUAAUUUUUUAACGCGUAUGUCUUCAAUAAUUAAAAAUAGAGAGCAGUAAAAAGAGAGAGUUUCAGAAACCUAACAACCAAAACGAUUUUGCCGCCAAGAGCUUUUUCUGAAAGCCAUACAUUCUUUAUUACUGCACUCUCUCUCCAUUAAUAGUUUCAAGUGCCGUUCAUUUUGAAGGAGUUUUCAAAGAUAUUUCCUUGCAUUCUCUUCAACUACUUUACUCAGACAUUACUCUUAUCAACAUUCAAAUCAGUUGAUAUUUUAGUAUAAUUAAAUUAAAGCUCUAGCUUCGCAAAGAGAAAUUUUCUGUGAAAAAAUAACUAAUCAUGAUAAAAAACGGAGUGAGGUGCGUGAGUUUUACAGAAAAAAAAACGAUUGUAAUAGUGUGUAAUGAGACGGCCAGACAGAGAAGAAGAGAGAUAGGAGGUAAAGCGAGAGCAAGUGUAUGAGAGAGAGAUAGAGCGAGCUUUAGAUUUUGCAAAAACAAAAUGACAACCAGACAGAAAAGAGAGAGAGAUAUUAGAUAAAACGAGAGUAAGAGUGCGAGAGAGAGUGUAUGACAGCCAGGCAGAGAAUAGAAAGAGGUGGGAGAUAAAGGAAGGGUAAACGUGAGAGAGAGAGAGAGAGCGAGUUGUCUCUCUGACAGCCAGACAGCGAAGAGAGAGAUAUAAAGGUUAAAGUGUGAGAGGGCGAGAGCGGGAGCGAGAGCAAGAGUAUGUGCAGUAUUUUAAUAUACUUGAGGAAAUAAUUUCGGAAACUAUUUACAGAUGAUGUUAAUUACUUUUGAUGAGAUAAUUACACAAGAAAUCAUUUCAGUAUACGCACUAAUUAUAUAAUCUAUAUAAAUAGGUUAGAAGGUAUAAAUUAAUCACGAAAUUACUCUCACUUUUCCUUUUGUUGAUUUUUUUAAACAAAAAUAUAUACAGACAAUAUUUAAAAAUUGAUUUUAGUUAAAAAAGAGACUCUGUACAGAUAUUUCAAAUAUACAAACACUGGAAAAUAAUAAAUGUUCUGCACACUAAAUGAUGUAUGAUUACACCAUUACAAACUCUUCUAUGUGCCAAUUUUAAGACAAAAAAAAAUAAUAGCCACACAAUUUUUAGGUAUUUUUGCCAACCAAUUUAAUUAAAAGAACUUAUUACUAUUCAAUAUCAAAUACAUACACAUAUAAAUUCAUGAAGUAAAAAGCUUUAUCUACGCUGAACUGAAAAAGACCUUUUUAUGCUGAAUUCGAAAACAGGAUACAGUCAUAUUUUUCAAGCAUUGAAUUUUCUAGAGGAAAUUAAAAUGUGGUAAUUAACAACAAAAAAAAAUUAAGAUAAGGUAUAUAAAUUGAUGUGACUUCAAUGUUAAAAUGGGUAUAAGCAAAACAAAAAAGAAACACUACCACAACAACAAACAAAACUUAUGAACUUACAACACUUGAUUACAGGAAGAAAAUGUUUAAAUUUAUUACUGCUAAAUACUUACUGAAUAUAAACCAUACACCAACACAAACACACAAACUAAUAAGUGUCAAAAUAAGUAAAAAGUAUUAAAAAAAAUAUUAGCAUGUAACUAGUAUUUUGCGAAUAUAAAAGUGCAGCAAGUGGUAAUACAAUUGGGUUCGGUUCUAGACCCACAAAAGUAUUAUCAAAACUUAUUUAAACAAAUUUAAAUGAAAAAUAAACAAAUUAUUUAACUGUAGCAAAAGCGCAAAGCGAAAGCUAUAAAUCAGUAGGAGACUACAGGAAAGCAUAUUGAAAAAAAUUUACACACAAUUUUUUUCGCAGUGUAAGAAGGGUUUUUAUGCGAACCAUUUAAAAAAAAUAUAUAAAAUAAAUAAGAAGUACACACUUACAUACAUGCAUAUAUAUACACUUGCAUGCGCAUAUAUGUAUAUAAAUUUAUUAUAUAUAAUAACAUAUGUAUAUACUAAGGCAGCAAAUUGUAGGCGAAGAAACAACAAAACCAACCAACCAACAAAGGGGGCGAAACUAUUUCGUGAUUUAAAUGACAAAUAUUUCGCUUUCGACGACAAACCAACUUCAAAGCAAUCAUUUUUGAAGAAAUAAAUAAAAAAAUAUUGUAUUGAAUCUUAAAAAAUAUAUUAUUACAAUUAUAUCACAAAUAUUUAGUGAAUUUUUUUAAGAAUGUACUGUAAGAAAAGUUAAACAAAAAACAACAAAAUAAAUAAAUAUUGCAGCGAAAAUAAUAUCGCUUUAAACCAAAACUCAAAAGUCACAAGCUUAAUUUAAAGUAACUGCAUUGAAACUGAGAAUACUGAUGAGCUGAAUGCGCAAAGCAAAAUGCUGAAGGAUUUGAAAAUCUUAAUGUGCGCCGAAAAGUGUCUUUAGUAAAGACGCAUGACAUAAAGAUGCAUGUAAGCAGCCAGAAGAGUGUGGCAUAUACUGACAAAAGUGCUGAAUUGCAAUAGGAGUUGUCUAAUAAGCUGAAUUGAAGCGCUUAAUAUGGCGAAUUGUUUUUCAAUGCUGAGCUGUAUGAAAAUAUGUUGCUGAAUUGCAUUCAGAGUUGCUGAAUUGCAGUUAGAAUUGCUAAAUUGUAGAGAGGGUUGCUGAAUUACAGUACUAAUUGAGCUAAACGUAGCGCCGACAAGUUGGAAUUAAAAGUAUACAACUUUUCUUAACAGUAGUCCUGAACAGGAUGAAUCACUUAGCUACCAGUAAAUUUAGUAGUAGAAUUUCAAGUAAAAUAGCUGCAUGUGUUGCUUACAUAUCAGCUGAAUUACUCAAAGCAUGUUGAGAAUAACUUUUGAUAAAAUUGUGAAUUACGUGCCAACAUAACGCAUUUAAAUAUUAUAAUAUAAUAAAUGAACUAGUUUUGCAUGAUGAUUUAGCUGGAUACGCAACAUAUAAUUUGUAUACAUAUGCAGUCCUAAUAAAGGUCUACAAUAUUAGCAAAACUAUGGCUGAAUUCAGCGCAAAAUUUCCAAAUAUGAUUGGAGCGUGAUCACAAGAACAGUUUUUUGAUAUUUGACUUUGGCUGAAUACAUUUUUCAACAGCUGAAUGCAACUUAGAGCAGCUUUUUGAUAUUUGGCUGUGGCUAAAUAUAUUUUUCAGCAGCUGAAUGCAACUUAGAGCAGCAAAAAGGCCUCUGACAUGCUUCUAGACACUCAAAUGUAAGAAAUUAAAGCAGUUGGCUAAUAAAAUUUGAGAAAUGCGCUGAAUAGACGAAGUACAAGCUGAAUAUGACGAAUUUAAGCUUAUAUACAAUGGUGAUGUAGAUUGUGAUGCGCACAACAAUCAGUGGCAUGCUAAAGUGUGAUGUUUUUAAAUACAUAAAUGUUAUGUGCCACAGUUGAGGGUUACUAAUGACUGAAGCAGCACCAAUUAACAACCAAAUACAUACAAAAAUAUAAUAAAAAUAGAAUGAAACAAACAGGCCGACAAAAUGAUAUAGAAAAGUAGCCGAUUGAAGAAAAAUUACAAAUAGAUUUGUUGCACUACAUACACUUAAAACAGACAACAACAAUACUACCAAAAUAUAACAACAAAAGACAAAAAAACAACCGAAACGGUAACUGCAACAAAAAAAAGGGAUAAACACUACUAAAAUUGCAAUAAUAUGGGAGACAUAUACAUAUGUACUAUAUAUAUACAAAUGUUUAGCCGAGUGGUUAGUUAAUUUAGCACAAAUUAAAGCGAUAACAACAAUUAGCAAUAUAAGUUGAGGGGUAAGUUGAAACCGAAAAAUGCAACAGUUUAACGACCGCCGGAGCUACAAGUAUUAGCUUGAUUUGCGAUAAUUUCAGGUACUUGAUUUAAAUGAAAUUUUUUGUUAAAUAUUAAUGUUUUUGUUUUUGUAAUUUAGUGAUUCUUACUGUUUUUAUUAACAUAUAGUGUUCAAGGUAGAAGCGAAUGCAGUCGAUGAAAGGAUAACGUUGACAAUGACAAUGGACUAUGAUUAUGAUAAUGACUUUGACUAUUGAUAAUAAUAUUGAGGGGGAAUGAAGUUGUUGCUAGCUAACGUGUUUACGUUAUUUUAUUAUGAUGCUGUUGGGAAUAUUGUACAUUCGCCAAAAUAUAAUGGAAAAUACGUGUAAAGAAAGCAAUUGUAAUGGUGCCUUAAUUACAAAGUGUUUAAUUUCCUAAAUUUAAAUAUGUAAAAAUAAAUCAAUAAUGAUGAUUAUGUAAUAAUGUAUAAACAAUUGAUUCCAAUAGUCGAAAUAUGAAAGGCUUCUUCUACUUACUGUGAAUUUCCCUAACGAACAUACAAGCAUAUGUAUGUGUAUAAAUACAAAAAUAUUAACAAAAAAUGUAUUUAAAAGUUUCUCCAAAAAUAAACUAAAGCCCAACAACUACGCCAAAAUGGGUGAAAAGCUAAAACAAAAAUUCCGCUGAUUUGCUGUGAUGCCUAAAAGAAAGUGCCGAAGUGACACGAAAUUGAGAGCAAAAAACACAAAGGCCAGCAAUCAGACAUUCCACAACUGUAUCUAAGAAACAUUCUCCAAAAAGAAAAUGCGUAACUCUUAAAAUUUCCGCUUUGUGUGCCCCCUUAUGCGCCACCACCAAUGUUGUUAUCCCUUAAGAAAAAAAAAAAAAAACACAAAAGCAAACCAAACAGUACUACAAAUUGCGGUCCAUAUGUCAACCAAUGUCAAACCAAGGGCAAAUGAAAGCAAAACCUCGAAAAAACCGUACAACAAUUAAAGCACACACAUACUAAAUGUAAGGCCCAGCCAAGUUAAUAACCAUGAAAACCGUAUACCAAUCAUACAGCUGGCAUAAUGAUGAAAUAUAUGAAAAUAACGGAUAUCCAAUGAUAUUUACAACACAGCAAAGACAACAAAUCCAAUCCAAACAACAAAAUAUGUGCAAUAAAUAAUUUAAAAAAUAUAUAUGCAUAUAACUAUUUCGAUACAAAACCACACGCGUUUACCCUAACGAUUGAAAAAAGCAAUGCAGGCAGCGCUGUCAACGAGUUGAACGAUAACGAAGCGAAGGCAGGGAUCUAGCUAUUGUUUACGAGCAUCACACUUGCUUAAUUGUAGAUCGCUUAUGAUAGAAAGCUAAAAGUAGGAAACACAAAUUUUGUAUGAGUGCAGAUGGUUCUAGCCAUUAGAAAGUUUAAAACAGCGACAGGAUUGUUUAAAAUCCGAGGUCUGGUUAUAGAGUCUGAGAUCUAGUUAAGGAGUCCAAGCAUAGAUGUUUUCGCAACGCGGUCACACUUUUAAAUACUUCUACAAUAAAGAUGAUCCGAUAAAAAACUACACCAGUUAGAUAGAGUUUGAGGUUUUCGGAACCUUGUAUUUAUAGAAAAGAAAAUUCACGGAAGAGCCUCGUUUAUACGACAAAUAAGAAGAAGAAUUCGAAAGAACAACAGACAAAGAUAUUUUUUCAAUGAGCGUUAAAUGCGUCUAAAAAAGUGACGUGAACUUUUUCUCAUACUUUUAUGAGCUCACUAUAAAGAUGAGCUUUGUUUUCGAUUUAUCGAUAUUUUUUCAAUGGCUUGGCAGUAAGCAUCCCAUCAUGAUAUGAGUCUAAAAACGCGAUAGGAAUUUUUUUAAUGGCAAAAAAUGUAUGGAAAACUCGGCAAUAUCAUUAUUUUGCUCUCUAUAAGCUCGCUGUAAUGGCUGACACCUUUCCAUGAUAUUGAUACUUUUUGAUCGUCAGUUAAUAAGGUUAUCACUGCUUGAGUCCAUCAAAAGCGGGUUACUACUUUCGCAAGCCUUUACUUAAUAUUUUAAUAGCUAUAGUAUAACGGAGUAUCGUUACCGCUCGUCUGACAGCCGCCGCUUUCUCUUUACACUGACCAACAACCACUGUAGUUAAAUGCAAGUCAAAAUAUUUACAAAAAGAAACGUAAACAGUUAUAUGUAUAUAUGAAAGUAAAUAUUAAGCGAUAAUUGAAAUCGAACAAAGGUUAAGAAAAUAUGCAUACAUAUAUACAAAUUAAAUUUAUUAAAUUCAAUUGUUUGUAGCAUAGAUUUUUUUCAGUUAUUGUAGUAAUGCAUUCAGAAGUCUGUAGUUGUACUUAGAAAUAUUAAGAGAAUUACCAAAAUUACAACAAACAAAUUGUUGAGUAAAAUCGAAACAAAAUGUAUUAAAUUAUUGCAACCAAUAAUUAGCUUAAAGUAAAUUUUUUUCGCAAAAAAUUAACACCAUGUGACUUGCAACAAAUUUUUGAAUGUUUUUUCGCGUAAAAUGAUUUUUAAGUAUCUCAAUGUAUAGAAAACCACACAUUAUUCAAUAAAUAUUGCAAAAAAAUAUAUAUUGUAUGUUUACAUAUUAUACAUACAUAUGUGUGCGUGUAUUUGUCAGACACGUUUUGAAUUUCAAAAAUUGCAAGCCCAUUCAAAAACACACACAUAUUUACUUACAUAUCCCGCACACGCCCCCAAACCGCCACACCCACGACUUUUAUGUGUAUUUGUACAAAGCAAUUUACAGAUUACAGAAGCAUUAGUAUUUAUGAAAAAAUAUUGCAUUAUAAGCAAAUAAAUGAUUAGCUCAUAAGGUGUAAGCUUAGUUUUUAGGUACAUCACAGGAUUGACAAUUUGCGAGUAUUAAGCGACAAACAAAAAAUACUGUUAAAGUUUAUUUACAUAAAGAAUGAAUAAUAUGUAGGAAAACUAAAUGAAAAAUAAAGUGAAAAAAAAAGAAAAUGAAUUGUGUAUACAUAUUACGCAUAAGCCAGUAAAUAAAAAAAUGUAUCUACAAUAUAAGGUAUUUUAGAUAUUCUUAUUUAAUAUCCGCAAACAAAAAACAUGAACAUUUAAUAGGUUAAAAAUGAAAUGAAAGAAUUUAAAACACAAAAAAUAGUUGGAAAACUGCAAAACAAAUAUGAGCUGCUGCGAAGUAAAGUUCGACAACUGAAAAUACAUGAAUACCUACAUAAGCAAAUUGAAGAAAAGAAAGUGUUGAAUGCUUUAAAGGUCGAGUAGUUGGCAUUAAUGACUACAGUUGGUAGUAGAACACAUAAAGUUAGGGUUUCAAUGACGCCAGCGAGAUGGUUUAUGCUAUCGAGCUUCUCAGCGCUGUGAAUACGCAACAUUUUAUGUUUUCAGCUAUUCAGCGCUGCAAAUAAGCAAUAUUUUAUGCAUUCAGUUAUUCGGCGGACAAAUAAACGCUUUUUCUUAAGACAUUUAUAACCCGACAUUGCAAAAUUUUAUGUUUUCAGCUAUGCAGCGCUACAAAUAAGCUAUUUUUUAUUAGAUAAUUUAUACCUCGAGUUGAAUCAGGUAGUUUAACAGCAAUUCAGGGCGCUAAAAAGUAAUCAAUGCCGUACAUAAGUGGUAGUAAUGCUUAGUGCAUCAAUCAGCAAACUAGCUGAAUGUAAUCUUAUGCUAAAAUGAAAAGUCUUAAUAGAAAAUUUUUUUGGUAUUUAUCUAAUAUUUAAUUUCUAUAUUUACAAUUAUUCAAUCGUUUUUAACUAGUUGCGGGCUAUCUUCCAACAAAAUAUGUUGACUAUUUAGUCGUCAUUCACUUCAAUUGAAAUUCAGUGCACACAAUGAUGGAGUAACCAAUUAUUUUAUUAACGCUAUAUCGAAUUUUACUCUCAUUCAAUCGUUUUUAAGUGGUUUUGGGCUAUUCAGCUUGCUUGAAACCUUAUUCAGCGCCUUAAUAUGUAGCUUCCAACAAAAUAUGUUCACCAAUUAGUUGAAAUCUAACCAAACCACACAACUUGGCUCAAUCUGAACCAUUUUCAGCACACGUAAAUGUAUUUUUCAAGGUUAAGUAAUAAUAUGCAAUAUUCAUAGAUAUCAAAAUAAUAUAAAAAAUACUAUUUUCUAGUGUCUAAAUAUAACUAGACCGAAUCUAUAAUCAAUUCAGCGCGCUGAGUUUUCGCUGAAUGUCUCAAAAUAUUUUGAGCUAAUUUCAUAUAUUUCAAAAAUUUUCAAUCAAUCAAGGUUUUUAGUUACAGCCGUCAGCGCGUUCUACAUAGAAACCCCAACUGACAGACAAAAAAUGAGGGCUAUUUGCCCGCGAUAUGAACAAGAACUGCAAACAAAUACAUACAUACAAUAUAUCGUAAACACAAAUAACAACAAAAAUACGACUUUCGAAAUAGAUAUGGUUUCUUAAUGAUGAAAAACAAAAAACAUAAAUAAAUGCAUACAUACACACUUACAAGUAAAUAUACAUACGUAUAAACUUACAAAAAAAGUAAUUAAAACAUUGCAACAAAAACAACAAAUAUUUAUAUUAAAAACUUAUAAAUAUGUACGAGUAAAAUGUGAGAUUUUCAAAACCAAAAACAAAAAAAAAUAUUGUUCAAUAUUUAAGGCAAAUUAAUUUAAGCAGAACGGUUGCAAAUUGAUUGAAAAAUAAUAGUGAGAAAAACAAAGAAUACAUAUUUUAAAUUGAAACAUAUUUACAAUAAUGAAUAAAACAAAAAAUGGAAAAUGGUUAAGACAAUAUUGUUUGUAAAUAUUAUAUUAAAAACUGAAAAUUAAAUAAUAUAAAUUAUUAGUAUAAAAAAGAAAAACAAAAUAUAAAAGCGCUAAGCCAGAGUUACAGUGGGCAAUUUCAGCUGUUUGUUAAGCGUGAAGCAAAAAGAAAGCAAAAGCUAUCUUAUAUAUGUAUGAGUUCAAUGUUUGCUUGUGUUACAUAGUUCUAAUAUUUUUAAUAAAAAAUUGUUAGUUAAUCGCUUACUUACAUAUAUGAAUAUGUUAGUAAAAAUAUUGCCACAAAAAGUUUUAUUUAAAUUUAAUUAAAUUAUUUUUAAAUAAUUUGAGGUUACUAUUUAAAAUAUUCACUGCUGUUCUGCAAAUUUUUAAAUAAUCAGUAGAAAUCCCCAAAAUUAUUUUAUGUAAAAAGGAAGGACCCUUUAAUAUUAGUUGAUAAUACCGAGACUUAACUAGAAGCUCAUUUUUUAGCUGGCCUCUAAACCGUUGAAGACAAUGUUACAUUAAUCUAUUAAGGGCCAUACUUAGUGCGACAGCCUAAAAAGACACAUACUUUAUCAAUGUUUCGAAUUUUUUUCACAAUUUGAAUGAUUUAAACUUUUGAUAUUGUUAUUUAAUUUCACACUACGUGUGCCCCUUAACAAACUUUAUACAAAAUUAAACAAGCUUUUAAGCUAUACACAGAGUUUCUUUGGGAGACUUAUAAUAAAUACGAAUAAUGGGCUAUAAGAGUAAAACAAUUUAAUUAUUUUGGAGGAUCUGAGGAGGAAGAUCUAUGCAACUCUUGGGGUCGAUACCUUCUUUGAUCAACUUCUUACAAAGAAACCUAUUUUCUAUUGAAUAAGGGUCGCCUCUCACCACACCACUGAAUCUACAUUAUUUUUGCACUAAAAAGGCACUUAAGUAUGCUUAACAAAGAGCAGUCGUCAUAAAAUAAGAAGCUCUUUCCAUUUGUAUGAAAACAAAUCACAAAGAAGAGGGAGUCAGCCUAAUUUCAAGCAGAGCUUAAAGCACAUAUUGGAAGCUUUCUAAUUACUUUGAAUUCUGGAAAUAUCAUUUAAAAGAAUAUGUGCCAAAAGAACAUCAGAAAAUAAAUUUAAAUUUACUAAAGCAAAAUAAUGGAAAUACAAGUUAGGUGGCAAUAUUUUAGGCAAUAUUUCUAUUUCUGUAGAAAAGUGCUUUACAAAUAUUAGAGUGAACAAACCGAAAUGGCUGCAGCUACGUAUUGUAAAGAAAGUAGUGAAAGCGAUUUUAGCGCAAAGGGUAAUGAUUUGAUUGGCUUUAAUUUAUCACUGAAAUUAUAUGUAAAAAAAAAUUAAAAAUCUAAAUGGCAUGUAGGCACCAUUUUAAAAAUCUUAUAUAUAUACAUAGCAAUAAAAGUUAAAUACAGUAUACAAGUCUAUACAACUUGGAGAAAAUGAUGAACAAACACAUACACAAACAAAUUUAACGCUGUAAUGUGUAGCGGGUAUAAAAACGCAAAAAAAAUUGAAAAUUUAGUUGAAAAAUUUAGUGAGCGUCAAAUAGUAUUAAAGUAGACGAAAAAAUUGCAAACAAAUAUAAAUAUCAAAAAACAAAUGUAACACUUUGGUAACAACAACAAAACAAAGGAAUUUCACGAAUUUCACUUAACAGCAAUUUAGAUAAAUGAAAAAAGUAAGAAAACGCGCAUAUUAAAAAAAAAAUUUAAACAAAAAAUAAAAAAUAUGAGAAAAAAUAUUAAUUAAGAAGUGCAUAAAAAAGCGUUUGAAAAAUAAAUUAAAUAAAGUGUGAAGUAAAACAAAAAGGUUUAGUAAGGCAAUAAAAGCUAUUUGCGAACAGGUGGCAACACACUGUGACUAGUUGUACGACCACCAAAAGCGUUUACUGCUUCAUUUAUUUUCUAUUAAUUCGACAUGUAUACCUUUCACACAAUUUUAAUAAAAAAAAAAACAAUUACAACAACAGCACUUUAUUAUUAAACUAUAUACAUACAUACAUAUUUACUUAACAAAAAGGGAGCUGAUGGAAAUAGACAUGAAAGAAGUUAAAGGCAUAAUAAAAAAAAAAAAAAUAUUGGAAACUGUACCAACACGAAUUGUAACUGCUGCAAUGAGCUUAAUUAACAAUUUUUGAAUACAACAAAAACAACCAACAAAAUAGCAAAAAAAUACAUACAUACAUACUUAUACUACAAAUUAUUGCAUAUUGUACCGACGAUAGUGUGUGAAAGUAAAAGCAAUCGUAUUUAAUAUUAUAUAUAUUACAACAAAUAAUUAUUAUAUACCGCAACAAGUAUUCGUUAAAAUUAAGAAUUCAAAAUUAGGUUUUUAUGCUGCGUGAGACUGUAUAACUUUUCUUUUUGUUACGCAACUCAAAAAAUAAAAUAAAUAAUUAAAUAGAAAUUACAAAAGUAUUAAAGCAAGCCUAAGUAAUAAUUCAAAAGUUAAUAUUUAUAUUUAACAAAAAUAUUUAGCAAUAGGUGCGAAGGCAAGCGCGUGAAAUAUGAAACAAAAAAUGUAGAAAAAUUAUUUAAAAUUAUAUUUGCAUUAGAAUCGGAUGAGCGAUGCGUAGAUAUUUUGUGCCAAAGCAAGUUAUGUCUUUUUAAUGUAAUUAUUUUUAGCUAAAUUUUUUCAUACAAAAUGAGGCAAAUGUCAUAUUAUAAGUGCACAUACAUACACAAACACACAUGUAAGCGUACAGAUCAAAGUGUCUACACAAAAUCAGAAACACCUACUCUUAUUCUUACACAUAAUAGUAAACAGGCAUACAGAUACCGGCACUGUUUAAAAAUAUUAGAAUUUCUAUUAAUUGAAUUUUUUAUAAUAAAAAAUUAAUAUUUUUUCAUUAAAAUUAUUAAUACUUUAUUAUAAUAAACAAAUAUUAGUUUUUUGUACACAGAUUAUUGUAUGAUUUAAAAACAAAAUAUAUUAAAAAAUAUUUUUAAAAAACAUUUUUAAAAAAAUUAUCAAUAUUAAAAAAAACAAUUACUGAAUAAAAAUUAUUAAAAAUGUUCUUAAAUAUUUUUUUUUAUAUGAAUACAUUUUUUUAAAAUAAAAGUAAAUAAAUCAUAACUUCGUUUUUUGUUUAAUAUUAACAAUUUUUUUUUAAUAAAGAUUAAAAAAUAUUUUCUUUGUAAAAUUAAUACGUGUCUAAACAUUUUGUUUAAUUAUUAAAGUUCUUACUUUUUUAAUUACAAACUGGCAAUUUUAUGCUUACAUACAAACAUAUGUCUUUAUUAGCAGAAUUACCAUAGGUUUAGUAUAAUUGCAACUAAAUUUAUUAAAAUUUAUAGUAAAUAUAGUCAAAAAUUAUUUCUGAGCAUUAAAAAAAAUCAUAAAAAGUUGGUAGUCAAGGAAAACAUAUACAAUGUAAAUUGAAAAAUAUUUCCAAAAAUUUUUUUUACAAAAUUAUUAUUAUAAUGUUAAAAAUUAGAUUAAACUUAUUUUCAAAAAAACAUUUGACGAAUUUAUUAUUAAAAUUAUUAAAAAUUAAUUUAAAGUUAUUUCAAAAAAAAUUAUAAUAUAUACAAUAUUUUUUAAUUUUAAAUAUUAUUAGUAAAUAAAAUUAAUUGUGAAAAUUUUAAAUAAUAUAAAAAAUUUACAUAUUUUUUCGUUCAAAAUUAUUUAAAAUAAAGCAAUACAUUUGUUAAUGAUUUAUAAAUACGAUUGUAGUAUAUGCAUAUGUAUGUAGUAUAUAAUUAUAAUUUUCAAUUACUUUAAUAAAAUGACAAUUUUUUUAUUCAAAAACAAUUAUUUAAGUUGCAUAGACCGGUUUUAGAAUUACAAAAAAAAUUGUUUAUUGUUAAAUUAAUUAAUUAAACAAUUUUUUUUAAUUUAAAAUUCGUCCUUUUUACAAUUAAAAAGUGAUUUUUUCAUAAAAAAUAAUUUUUAAAAGACACUACCACAAUAAUUCACACAUAACCUAAAACACACGCAUAUAAACAAAUCACCAUGAAACGCCUUUAUUUAAUUAAUUACUGCAAAUAUGUGUUUGCUUCAAGUUGUAAUCAAAUAUUUACAUACAGUUAAAAUGCAAUAAAUUUUACAUAUACGCGUAUAUACAUACAUACAUAUACAUCAAUAAAAAAUAUUUUAAAGCAUAUAAUGCGUUGGCAUAUGCAUACAUACAUACAUAUUUAUACCAUAUAAAAAAUUCAUAACUUACAUGCAUUUUAUAUAAUACAUACAUACAUAUAUUAAUUUUACUUAUACAAUACAUAGACCUAACCUCAAUGCGAAGGAAGGAUAACAAUAAUUAUAAGAACAAGCAGACAGCAAAAACAAAAACAAAAGAAAACGAGAAGAAAUAGAAGAAGUGAAGUAUAAAAGUGAAUUCAUAACUUACAA